This is a messenger RNA of Lathyrus sativus (Indian pea), 645 nucleotides long. The record is from the annotation of a GenBank genome assembly. Lineage: Eukaryota; Viridiplantae; Streptophyta; Magnoliopsida; Fabales; Fabaceae.
AUGUUCAUGAGUUAUUAUGGACUUCAAGAAAAUUACUAUUGUUUUCAUGUUUGUGGUAUUAACAUGAACGUCUCCUUGGAAGAUGUUUUGUUUUUGACCAACUUGUCCAUUACGGACCGAGCAAUUAUAUCUGAAAGCAAUAAAGACCUUAUGGCUUUUAACCGGGUUUUUUCCUUACCUGCUGUUAAUAAACUUAAGUUAAGUGUGUUGAAAAAUAUUUGCUGUGAUUUAAGUAAAAAUGAUGAUGAUAGGAUAAAAGUUGUCCUCCUUAUGAUUGUGUCUUGUCUGAUCGUUCCAAGUGGGGAUGAUCAAAACUGCAAAACCACAUACGUCCAAUUUAUUGAAAAAUUGGACGAAGUGGAUUCUUAUGCUUGGGGAGCGGCACUAUUGGCCUUUCUAUAUCAAGGUCGAAAGGAGAAUCAUUUACGUAAUAAGAAAGUUGACGGAUUUGUAUGGCUGAUAAUGGGAUUUUUCUUUUAUCAUUUUAAAGGACUUCAUAAUAUCCUCAAUAUUAUUGUUGUUACUGCGGAGGAAAAUCGUAUGCCUAAUAUGCCACUAUUGGCAUAUUUGAUAAAGGAUCUUUUCACACUCGGCAAAAACCGUCACGGAAAAGUCCAUCAUAAUUUAGGACAAAAGUUUCAGUAG